AACAGCUCCGUCUUAAAGAAAUGACUUCGCUGAAUGUUUUCGCACUGGAUAUCAAAUGAAAUGUCCUCUCACAAACUUUGUGAAUCUAAAACUGCCUCUGUGUGUUUUGUUUGCAUCACUGUCACUCGAUAACAUUGGCAUCAGUCGGAAAUACGCUACUGCGUCAUCGUAUCGCCGUUAGCGGUGCCUCAGCUGAACCGAUUACCGACCUCACGGAUGGAAGAAGGUGGCCUGAUGGAAAGGGAGAAGAAGAAUUCGCACAAAGGCAAAUCCAGAAUGCGCAACGCGAAGCUGAAUGCGGUGAGGGGACCUCCGUCUCCAAACUCUCCGCAAAACGACGCGCUACCGCAGGUGGUGGAGAACGGAGGACCCCGGUCUAGAUAAAGAGGUUACAAACCCCCGGAUGUGAGGACGACAUUCGACCCCUCGGCCAAGGAGAGAGGAGAGUUACACUCGAUUUGUGAAGACGCGGUGGACGAAUGGUGCGAUGUGUGUUGCGUGUAUAUCUUCCAAGGUGGCCUGACAUGCAUAGGUUGUAAAUACACGUGUCAUGCCCACUGCCGUGACCAGGUGGCGCUAGACUCUCAUCAGAAUGCAUCUUCUAAUGGCUGCCCAUUCAGUUCCCAUGCUCAGGACCAUCUUAACAACAACCAGCCGUCACACAGCGAUGUGGAUAAAGAGAGAGAACUGCGUACUCAUCUCACACACGAAGAGAUCAGACAGAAGGUGGAGCAAUACAACGCCGCUUCACGAGACCACUUUAAAAUGACACUGAAUUCUAACGGCUUGUACACCGGCUUCAUAAAGGUGCAGGUGGACCUGCGGAGGCCCAUCACAGUGAAAGAGGACGGGGCAUGUGGAGUCAAAGGUCAAGAGGCGUUUUACCUUCCGCAUGGCUCCAUAAAUACACUGCACAUCAGCAGCAACAACACGGUGCGACAGGUCAUCCAAGCCCUGCUCAACAAAUUUACUGUGGCCGACAACCCCGCCAAGUUCACCUUGUUCAAACGCUUCAGCCGAGAAGACCAAGUGUACACCUGUAAGCUAUCAGAGGUAGAACACCCUCUCUUCCUGCGUUUGGUGGCGGGACCCAGCACAGACAAACUCAGCUUUGUCCUGAAAGAACAGCAAACUGGUGAAGUCAUGUGGGACGCCUUCUCUAUUCCUGAGCUGCACAACUUCCUCCGCAUCUUGGAUAAAGAGGAACAGGACCAGGUCUGUGUGAUAACCAGACACUACAACAGCUACAGAGAGAAACUAGAGGAGGCCAUGAGAGCAGCGGGCAGCCCGUGCUAAUGCUAACAUCAAGAUGGGAGAAUGUACUGUAGGACUGCUAUCUCUAGUGGUCAUUGUGUGUUAUGAACACAAUUAGGUGCCAACGGACAAUCUUGCAAAAAAGAGGAGAACACUGGACUCCUUCAACUCUCAGAAUGCACCUCAGGUGCCAUAUUUUCCCUCCCACCCUCUCGUGGUCUUCACAGUUUCAACUGCUGUGAAUAUUUGUCUUAUUUUUUUUAUUUUAAUUUUUUUCAUAACUUUUACCUCUUGCAAACGUGAAAAUCGGAUCAUAUCUGGUUUUUAAUUUAAUUGUUAAAUGCUGUGGUUUGUAAAUAUUCCUGUUUGUUGUUUUUAAUUUAUGUGGGUAGAGUUUUAUUUAUUUUUUUUAUUUUACUUAUUAGAGAGUCUUAUUUUAUUUCAAAUAUGCUUUUGACCUGAAACUUAUGGGGAUUGUUUUGUUUUAUUUUUUUUAAAUAUUAAAUACCAAAUGUCUCAUAAUGUGCCCUACCAAUUAUAGUGUUGGCGUUUGAUGUGCUGUUGACAAAGUUGACAAAUGAAGCAUAUUAGGAAGAUGACCUAAACUGUAAACAACACGACCAAACAAAAGGAGAAAAGAUGCGACAGUGACAGGAAGUGCAUGUUUGUGAUUAGAGAAGACUGAAUUGUGAUGUCAUGGAGCCAGAAAAUGAAGACAAAGGCAAGAGAGGCAUUUAACAUUUCAAAAUCUUUAGUUGUUGAAGGAAUGGCACCAAAAUGAAACUUAAAAGCUGAACUGAAUUUGGAACAGAUCCGUAAGUUGGGGAAUGAGUGUAGAGGAUGUUGGAAAGUAUGCGGAGGGAACUUCACGUUGUGGUCUUGGAGCAAAUAGAGUUAGCUUCCUGACCUCUGUUCUUCUCAAGAUUGUGACUGAUGUUGAUGGUCUUUUUUUAGUGAGCGUUUGGAUGCAUUUAUGGUCAUGUUGUGUAUCAACCAAGGGUUUGAACACAUAAUCACAGUGAACAAAGCAUGUGUUGUUCCAUAAUGCUUUUAAACAGGGGUGCCACUUCUUAUUAACCCUGAAAAAAUGCAUUAAAGAUGAUUACAAAUGGUGGAAUGUCACAGCAUCUUCCAGACAAAUGAUAAAGUAGAUUAUUAAAGUAGAUUUGAGAUGCUACGGCAUUUGCUUUUCAGUGUGUUGUGAUAUUUGUUUUCAUCUGUGAUUCAUGCAUAUACACAUAUGUUAUUGAUAUACCACAGAGUUACUGUAUCAGGAGGAUUCAAAGUUAUCUGUUCUGCCGAAAGGUUUAUUUUAGAGGUAUUUCUGCUUGGCAUUGACUGGCAUCUUAAUGUUAUUACUCUUGCAGUGUCAGCACACAGAGUCAACAAUGUAACUGUUUUAAAUUAUACUUGUGUAUCAUAUUUAAACUGUAUACACAUGCUUUCUUUAUGGUAGUGCUGCAUGACGUUUUUUCUGAUGGGUACUGCAACAUCAGUUUGUGUCUUUGUGACAUGCAUAGCGAGCUAGCGGCAUCAUGUGAUCAACUGCUGUAACUAAAAAUCUCUGCAGUCUUAUGGCUCAUCUGUGUCAGUCAGUUAUAUUAGAUGCAUUUUUUUUUUUUUUUUUUUUGGUAUUAUAACCUCUAUGACCAAAGAUAUCGUUAAGAUGCAUAGUUGAAUUAAAGUUAGAAAUAAAUUGCCUUGUGCAAUCAGUUUGUGCACCUCACUAAAUUGAGGUUAAAUUACAUUAUAUGUAUGUCAAAUGGUGUUAACAUGGCAAAUUUAAUUGUAAACACUGGGGCAAAAAUUAAUUAGUUUCAUUGUUAUGCGAGUACAUCACAACAGUCUCAAUAUUUGCAAUAAAUAGAGGGUUUGUCAGGGGCGUAAAAAAACGUUAAUCUUAUGAAUGCUUUAAGGGCACUUUAUGUUUUAAUUCAGGGAAUUAUUUAGUUCUUAUUUUAUUAGUCAUCAGAUGCAUGCGUCAGGAAGGGCAUCCGGCGUAAACCUGUGCCAAGUCAAAUAGGCGGAUCACAGAUGGUCCGCUGUGGUGACCCCUAACGGGAUCAGCCGAAAGAAGUCAUCAGAUGCCUAUUGUCUUCUACUGUUUAUAACUGCAUUACUUCAAGUGGAAACUCAGUACUCUGUACUUUUUAUUUCAUAAAGUUCAACAAGCUUCUUUUCAUAGAGUAAGACUGUGAAUGAAUGUAUUAGAACUGUAAUGCUGUAAUUCAUGCGUAGUAAAGGAGUGUGGAUGUGAGCAUGCUGCUUAAAUGCUUUAUUUGAAUAUACAUGCAUGUGUUAUAUUAAUUCAUGCAUAUUUACUGUGGCUGUUUUAGGACAUCACUGGCCAGUGCUGUUGAGAUUUCUGUUUAACAGCAUAUUUAGCGAAUGCUCACACAACCCAUACUCAGUAUUUGCCAAAAACUUAAUUUUUUUCUUGUUUUGUUCCACAGUUGUAGGUUACGUUCAUAUGAUAAAGUUUUUUUUAUUAUUGUAUGUUUUAUCUGGGGGGGCAUGGGGCAUAUUGAUAUAUCUCUCAACCAGCCAGUUUAAAAAGCAGUUUGGGUGUGAAACUGUUGGCAGAGGUGGCAUACAGAUAUGAGCAUUGUCUAUGAGAUGGGUUCAGAAGAAACAUGGAUUGUUUGAAUCCAAAUAAAUCCAGAUUUCAUGCAUUUUUGACAGUGACAGAGGUUUAUGGAGGUUUUCUGGGGGUUACUCAGUGUGUACUGUUACCGAUCGUGGCCUUUCUUGUUAAAGUUUGUGUUUCUUUAAAUAAAGAUGACAUG
This is a messenger RNA of Xyrauchen texanus (razorback sucker), 4040 nucleotides long. RefSeq names its product ras association domain-containing protein 3-like. Gene Ontology annotation, cellular component: cytoplasm. NCBI's taxonomy places the organism in Eukaryota, Metazoa, Chordata, Actinopteri, Cypriniformes, Catostomidae. Gene Ontology annotation, biological process: signal transduction. Bases 766 to 1296 code for a protein of 176 amino acids. The record is from RefSeq and is a predicted model, not a curated record. The transcript has 6 exons.